This is a messenger RNA of Drosophila novamexicana, 398 nucleotides long. It is a transcript of the gene Cpr60D, whose product is annotated as pupal cuticle protein Edg-78E. The coding region runs from base 72 to 368 and encodes 98 amino acids. NCBI's taxonomy places the organism in Eukaryota, Metazoa, Arthropoda, Insecta, Diptera, Drosophilidae. The transcript has 2 exons. The record is from RefSeq and is a predicted model, not a curated record.
CCAGCUAUAAAAAGCGUCUGCCCCUCUGAUAUUUUUGGUUGAAAUUCAUAGAACACAACAACAACAAAAUCAUGUUGAAUCAUAAAUUGCUGUGCUGCGCCUGCUUCCUGCUCCUGCUGGCUGCCAUUGGCAGCGCCAAUGAACCGGAGCCGGCGGCGGCGGCGGAGCUGCUGAAGCACAUCAAUCAACAGAAUCUGAAUGGAGCGGGUCAGUACAAGCACGAGAUUGAGGUAGACAAUGGCAUCAGGACAUCGGCCCAGGGCAAUGUGAACGGUGUGCAGGGGGAAUACGAACUGCCCGGCGAGCAUGGGCCCAUACAUGUGACCUAUACGGCCGACUCCACGGGAUUUCAUCCGCAUAUUAAUUAAACUUGUUUAUCAAAUAAAAUUGAGAUGAAA